CAGCUGAUGACGUGUACACAUUGCUGUGCUGCUAGCGGGUUAGCUUAGAUAGCUGUCAGAGUAAAAGAGGGGAAAUAUAAAGAGGAUUAAGAGAGAGAGGGGGAGGACGAAAAGCGUUUCAGCGAAUCCAUAAACAUGGAGACGCUUUAUCACCAGACAAACAAGCAAAUCCAUGAGGUGCAGUCUCAGAUGGGACAGCUGGAGAGGACAGACCGUGAUUCUGUUCACUUGUUAGAGAAUGAACUACAAGCUAGAAUCGACCAGAUCUUCAACCAUUUAGAACGCCUUGAGAUUCUGGCCAGUAAAGAACCGCCCAACCGCCGCCAGAACGCCAAAACGCGAGUGGAUCAGCUGAAGUAUGAUGUUCAGCAUCUGCGAACUGCUCUCCAAAACUUCCAGCACAGACGCUACACCAGAGAAGCCCAGGAGAGAGAGAGGGAGGAACUCCUCAGUCGCAGCUUCACCACAAAUGAUGCAGAUACCGCCAUCCACAUAGAUGAGAACGUGCAAUUUAACAGCAGUUUGCAGAACGCACACCGAGGCAUGGAUGACCUCCUGGGCAGCGGCAGUAGCAUCCUCAAUGGUCUUAGAGAUCAAAGAUCGACCCUCAAGGGAACACACAAGAAGAUGCUGGACGUAGCUAACAUGUUGGGCCUCUCCAACACAGUAAUGAGACUAAUAGAAAGACGAGCCACGCAGGAUAAGCUCAUCAUGAUUGGAGGAAUGUUGCUGACCUGCGUCUUCAUGUUCCUCGUCAUCAGAUAUCUGGGCUGACCACUAUCCAUCCACUACACUGGAUCAGUUUUGGACAUUUAAGGAAUGCAUCAUCCCACAGGAUAUGAAACUGUAAUCUUUAAGUAAUUUUUAUAAAAGGUGCCAUUAUUAUUGUUUUGUUUAUUUUCAAAACCUUCGCUUCAUUUUGGAUACAUGUUAAACGGUUACGCUAAAUGUGCUCCUAUUUAGACAGUAUUUUAUCAGUCUAUUGCUUUCCAUAGCCUAGCCAACAUGUUUUCUUCUUCAAACCCACGUACAAACUGAUCUCGCCUCCUUUUUCAUAAAAAAAAAGACUGAAAUGUCAACAUGUGAUUGAAUAGACAAAUCUAAAUGGUGUUAUAACUUUUGUUUCAUUCUGCUAAUGUUUCAUAACCUGUUAUCCAACAUCCAUUUAGUUAUGUGAUGUCCAUCAUUGAACAGUUAGAUUUACCUGCAUAAAACAAUAGUUUUUAAGUUGGUGGAAAAGAACAGCUUGAUAAUUUGUGAUACUGAAGAUUGCAUAAGCCUGAAAAAAAAUGGGGAAUCACCACUUAAAAAAAAAACUCAUUUUCUGAAGUUCAGUAAGAAUAUUAUCCAUAGUGUUUAAUGCUCUAGCUGCACAUUUAUAUGAAAAAUAAUUUCUGGAAAUUAUAUUAAAAAUAUUUAAAUAUUAACUUGGUCUACUUGUUUGUUACCAGCAGAGAAAGUCAUUGCAGUCUCUUGGUUUAUUACAUCACAGCUAAUGUCUGCAGAUUUUCUACACAAGAUCAAUUGGUUUUACUGAACCACCACAAAAUCAUGUUUUACUUUAAACACAGAUUCAGAUUUUACUAUAAAUUGUUGUAAAUUAUUCCCUUUGGAAUAAUUUGUUGGUUAUGUUCACUUUUCUGCAUGUUCUCACAUCCAUGGAGGUUAAAUUCCACAUCUGUUGUGUGAAUCUACAAAAACAAAGCCAGUUCUUUUGACGGCUCCAUAAAUCAAGCUGUACAUUUCCCUCGACAGAUGUCUUUAUGUUCUCAUACCUACUUUAAAGUUUGGCACCACUUAUAUCUAAAUAUUCUUCUUUUUUUUAUUCAAAUGUUCCAAUUUCCAUUUUGGAGCAUAUUCAUGUUCACCUUCUCAUUUUUAACCAGUGUUAUUUGCACAUGGAACUGUGAACUUUACUUUCCAACUUAUGCACCCCUUGCAUUGAAAAACUUCUCAAACCCUAUUUAGAUUUUACAUUUCACAAAGUGUACAUGUAAAUUAAUAAUAGAGUAAAUCAUACAUUUUGUGAUUUGCAGGAGUAAAUUUGAGGAAAAGAUUUCUGUAUUGAUAAACAUCAAAAGGAUUCUUUUUGUGUGUGUGCUAAACCUGAGUUUUGAUUGUAUUCCGCAGCUUUUAUUUAUCUGUCAACUUUAAUAACUAAACAUUUAAAGGGUUAGUAAUAACCCUAAUCAUCUGUAAAAGACAUUUAAGCAUUUACCCAAAUAAAAA
Cyprinodon variegatus (sheepshead minnow) is the source of this 2229-nucleotide messenger RNA. RefSeq names its product golgi SNAP receptor complex member 2 (gene gosr2). NCBI's taxonomy places the organism in Eukaryota, Metazoa, Chordata, Actinopteri, Cyprinodontiformes, Cyprinodontidae. Gene Ontology annotation, molecular function: SNAP receptor activity; SNARE binding. The transcript is spliced from 6 exons. Bases 136 to 774 code for a protein of 212 amino acids. The record is from RefSeq and is a predicted model, not a curated record. Gene Ontology annotation, cellular component: late endosome membrane; endoplasmic reticulum membrane; Golgi apparatus. Gene Ontology annotation, biological process: intra-Golgi vesicle-mediated transport; vesicle fusion.